AUGGCUGUGCAAUGUCUCCGUACAAAUGAAGAAAGUUUUCUACAACAUUCAUUUAUUGGUGCACAAUCAUCUGGUGGAAGAAGUCGAUCAUUUAGUGUUGAUGCUAAUAGUUAUGCUAAAGAUGAUGGUCUUGCUCUUUUAUUAUUAAAACAAUUAAGUGAUGCUGAACGUGAUGGCGAUCCAAUUGAAGCUAAUUGUUUAGAUCGAUUCUUUAAUCGAUCAAAUCUUGAUCCACCAUUAUUAUUAGAUUCAAUUAAAAGUAAUUUAGGACAUACUGAAGGUGCAGCCGGUGUUAUAUCGCUUAUUAAAGUUGCUAUGUAUAUGUAUUAUCGUGGUAUUACAGUAAAUAUGCAAUUUACUUCACUUAAUCCAAAAAUAGAAACACAAAAAUAUAAUCUACAUAUUCUUCAAAAUUUUAUACCAUUUCCAUCCGUUUCAAAUAAUGACAAAAUAGCUAUUGGUGUUAAUUCAUUCGAAACGGUUGGUUCAACGACACAUUCUAUUACUGAAGAAUAUCAACCAAUAAAUAAAACAUCAAUUGAAAAUGGUCAUAUCGAUGAUGAAAAUCAUAUUAAAAACAAACAAUAUUUUAUUUUUAUUUUUUCAAUAAAAAGUCGUCAAUAUCUUAAUAAUCAAUUAAUGAUAUAA
Molecule: messenger RNA, 648 nt
Organism: Adineta steineri
Lineage: Eukaryota; Metazoa; Rotifera; Eurotatoria; Adinetida; Adinetidae
Source: the annotation of a GenBank genome assembly